AGAAGAGGGGGCGGAGGAGAAAGAAAAAGGAAAGAACAAGGGAGCACUGAAUUGAAUUAGAUUAAAAGGAAGCACCUUUUCCCACGGAGACUAAAAGUUCUGCGCAUGACUUCCUGCUCAGAAAAUGUAUGCUAAUAAGAAGACAGAUCUUCCUUGAAAGAGCAAGCCCUGUGUUGAACAGAGACACUAAUGCUGAGAAUUAGGACAAGAAUAUCAUCUGUGACUAUCAAGUCUACGAGUACAGGUCGUGCUGCAAUUAGUUCAUUGAAAACUCAGUUGCUGUUGGAGCGGUCGGGCAGAGACUGCUCUGGGCUUUUUUCCUGGUGAUUGUUAAGAUCUCCUCUAGAGAGCUACGACAAUGCCCAAAAGAAAGGCUGCAGUUCAAGGUGAUGUGAGGCAGGAGCCAAAGAGAAGAUCAGCCAGACUGUCUGCUUUGCCUGCGCCCAUUAUACCAGAGGUGAAGCCCAAAAGAGCAUCAACUCCAAGGAAAAUGAAGACAAAAAAUGAUACACUGGAACAAAACACAGAUACAAGUGCCAAAGUAAUUGCUGAAACCAAGCAAGAAGAAGCUGUCAAAGAACAAUCCAGUAAAAAUGGAGAAUCCAAAAUUGUAGAGGCACCAGUUCCUGAAAAAGAAACUGAGGAAUCAAAAGAAAUAAGUGAAGAUAUUGAAGAAGAGGGAGGAGAAAAUAAAGAAGCAGUAGAAGAAGAUAAAAAGGAUGAAGAUAUAAACAAAGAAGAGAAAGGAGAAGACGGAAAAGAAGAACAAGAUGAAGAGGAGAAAAAAGAUGGAAAAGAGAAUAAAGAUGGCAACAAGGAAGGAGAAGACAGAAAAGAGGGAGAAGACCAAGAAGAGAAAGGAGACGAGAAAGAUGGUGAAGAUGGAAAAGGGAAAGGAGCAGGUGUCAAAGAGGAUGAAUUUGGAAAAGAGGAUAGAAAAGAGGAAGAUAAUAAAGAUGGUGCAGAUGAAAAAGAUAAAGAAGAUGAAAAUGAGGAGGAAGAGGAGAAGAAAGAUGAAGGUGGAAAUGAGGAAGAAAAGGAAAAGGAGAAAGAAGACAGAAAAGAGGAAAAUGAAAAAGAAGAAAGUGGAAAAGGAGGUGAGGAAGAAGGAGAAGACAAAAAGGGAGAUGAAAAGAAGGCUGAAGCUGGGAAAGAAAUUGAAAAAGAAGAGGUCAAAAAAGAAGAUGGAAAAAACGAAGAGUCUCUGAGUAUUGUCUAAAACUGCCCUAUGUGGUUUCGUAAUUUGGUAAUACCUACCUUCUUGUUGUAAUGUUAAUAGAGAUAAAUAUUUUUAUCAAAUAUUUUAUAAGCACAGUUUUUCUUUAGCAUCAGUUUAAUUUCAGAACAUCUUCAUACUGAUUAUUAGUCACAAAAUUCCUAACAUGAAACCUUUAUAAAUUUUGAGAUUAUGGUAGUGGAAUAUGUAGAAAAAUUAUGCUAACUUUGCCAGGGAAUUCUGUUUCGUGUAAGUUCUUUGUUACAUUUUGAAUUUUAAUUAGCUCCUAUAUAUGUGGUCAUUUCACAAAAUGGGGGAAGCCCAAAAGAACGUUUCAUGCAACAUUCUUGUGGUUCUCUAGGUUGCUUUUAUAAAGAAGGUGAACUAUUUUCAUGCAAUGCUAAGAGUUAGUUAUCUUUCCCAAAUAUAACUUUAUUAUUAGGAAAAAAUAAAGUUGUAAUCUCAUGUUAAAAAAGAAAUGCAAAUGUUUAUUGCAGAAGGGCAGUUUUGGUUAUAUGUGUCUGAACAAAAUUUUAUUGCCUUUAUCCUAAUAAAAAUGACUCUUCAAAGCUGA
This is a messenger RNA of Oryctolagus cuniculus (rabbit), 1790 nucleotides long. RefSeq names its product high mobility group nucleosome binding domain 5 (gene HMGN5). Lineage: Eukaryota; Metazoa; Chordata; Mammalia; Lagomorpha; Leporidae. Gene Ontology annotation, cellular component: chromatin; nucleus. Gene Ontology annotation, molecular function: nucleosomal DNA binding. The record is from RefSeq and is a predicted model, not a curated record. Gene Ontology annotation, biological process: chromatin organization.